Messenger RNA from Coregonus sp. 'balchen', 18777 nucleotides. NCBI's taxonomy places the organism in Eukaryota, Metazoa, Chordata, Actinopteri, Salmoniformes, Salmonidae. The record is from the annotation of a GenBank genome assembly.
UCUCUCUCCAGAUGUUUGUGGUGGACAAGGUGGAGGAUUCCAGCUGUGCUGUCCAUGAGUUCUCUAUAACUGGCUCAACCUACGCCCCUGAAGGGCAAGUGUGAGUGUCCCCUCCUACCUUUCUUUGUAUUAGAGUACAGAGUGCAAGUUACUCUAAGUGUGAUUUCAGGUGAAAACUCGUAGUGACUGUGGAAUCACAGUGGGAAACACGCACACGCACGCAUGCAUACACAAACUAACUAACAAACAAACACACACACACACUAUGAGGUGUAUCUUCUACACCUCCCAGUAAAUGAUGUGCUGUGUGUGUUGAGUGUGGUCUAGAGUCUGAACACGCUGAGCCCCAGAGGAAAGUUAAGGCUGGCCAUUGUUACCCCUCCCUGGCCUCGGACAGACAGACAAACACCUAUUUUUACAGGCGGCAGUGGAAAAGCCUUGGUCCCACAAUCACCACUUUCAUCUGGCCGGCUGGCUGUUAAAAGCCCCCUAACCUCCUUUUUUCCCAUUUGAUGUGAAGUGUUUCUUUUGAAGUCUCUUUCCUUCCCCAUAUCAACUCCCAUUCCCACCCCCAGCCCCCAUAGGUUUACUCUGUUCUUUAGGAAGAAUGAAAAUUAUGUUUUCCUGAAAUAUGUGAACUUCUUCCAUGAUAGAACAGAUAGCACAGAGAGGAAAGGACACCGAAACUUCUAAAAUAGUCUCACUGUGGAGAAUUCCUAGAGGAAUAAAUGACAAAUAGGUCUGACUAGAGCGAGCGACGGGGAGAGCAAAACACGGAGAGAGAUGGAGAGGGGUGUAGCUGGGCCAAAGUCAUAGUGACCCAGUUCCAGACCAACAAUCUUUCCUUCCUGUAUAAUGUCAGGAUAACCUGAUUGAUGACCUCCUCUCACUCUCUGGAGUAUCCACUCUAGUCUAAUACCCCAAAUGACUACCUGCAUAGGCCUCUACCCAGAACCAGAUCUUCUACAGUAUUCAUCCCUUCUGGUUACUGCUUUCUCAUUAGAAAAUGAAAUACAAAAAGUCAUAAGUUAUUCAGAGCACAUUCUCUUUUACAAUAACAACCUCAAUAACAACCUCUGUCAUGAUUUUGAAAUACUGAGGUAUUUAUUGGUAACCCUUUCCACUCACAGGCCCUGUCAUCACAUAUACUGGUUGAAAAUGGCAGUUUUGUCAUUGAUAAGCACCUAAAUUGGAACGCAGUGGCUGUACAGUAGCGUGCUGUACAUGUCAGAGCUCAGGCUUUCCACUUCGCAGCUCACCCAACAAGAUGCCACCAUCCCUCCCGUUAAUUGGGUAGUCUGAGUGAGAGGAGUUUGUGUUCUGAAAGAUGAGACUUUGAGUUAUAAUAAAUACAGCUUUGAUGUCAGACAAGCAAACCACAUACCCGUGAGUCCAAAUGUGCACUUCACAUUUCUAUAUUUGAAAACUCAUGUAAUUUACAGUAUCAACGUUUAUGAUCGCCAUGUUUGAUCCACAGUUGCAAAGAUAAUAUGCGUUAUAGCCAGGGUUGUCCUGAACAUAAUGAGCUUAUGUUUAUUGUAUUGUGAAGGAAAUUAGCCGCGGAACACGCACUUGCAUGCACUCAUGACACCAUUCACCAAAAUUACAAUUGUUUGUCUGAACAAUUGUCUUACCAUCCCCUUCAGUCAGUUCACUCGAUACAUGAUGAUGCUCGACACUCACAAUAUUUUCCCUACUGAAGUUGAUUAAAACCUCAUGAUUAUAUCCAAUAUAAUGGAACAUGACGGGACUGUGUUUUAGAAAGGUGAAUAAGGUCCUAAUCGCUGUUCUGGUUGGUUUGUGGGUGUGAAACCUGUUCUCUACUCUGAGAUGUUAUGAAAUCUCAGGCUGGCAUGCCAUGCAAUGGGUUGUUGUGUGGGCUGUUGCUGCCUCUACUGGGCUGUGUGCCAUGUGGUCAUGCAACCAACCAACCAACCACUGCUGCUCCCAACGCACGCACAAACACGCACACAUGCACACACACUCACAUACACACAAGUCAUUCCAUGUCAUUUCAGAUUGUUCUGAAAUUGUUUCUGUAGUUAGAAGCAGGCAUUCCUAAAACAUUAUUUUGUUGAAAUUUUAUUUUUAUUUAUAGGAUUCCAACAACCAGUAUACAGGAUCAGUUCUCUAGGUUUGACAAGUAGUAUGAAGCUGGUAUCUAACAAAUGUUUUUUUUUUUUUGGGGGGGGGUUACUAUCCUUGUAGGGACCAGAAGUCCCCCAGAAGGAUAGUUUAAAAAAAGAACUUGGUUAAGUGGGGACAAGUAGGAAAAUGGCUAUUUUAGGGUUAGGUUUACUAUUAGGGUUUAGGUUUAGAGUUAGGGGUUAAGGUUAAUGGUUAGGGGUUAGGGAAAAUAGGAUUUUGAAUGGAAAUCAAUUGUUUGGUCCCCACAAGGGAUAGAAAUUAAAAAGUGUGCGUUCUCUCUCCCAGGUUGAAAGGGGACAAGGUGGUGCAGUGUGGAGACUAUGAUGGACUACUGGAGCUGGCCACUGUGUGUUCCAUGUGCAAUGACUCCUCACUGGACUACAAUGAGGUCAGUGCUGACACACACACCAACACUCUAUGUUCUUGUGAGUCAAUAACACACACACACACACACACACUGAGCCGUAGACAUGGCUGCACAUCUGUUGCUGCCUUCUCCUAGGUUUGACUGAUGUCAUCACUAAUGUUGUGUUGGACUAACCUGCGUGAUACACAAAUGUUUUGUGCCAAUGAGACAGGCUUGCAAAUGUCUUCAUAGACUUAGCUAUGUAUACAAACAAGGUAUUACAUUAUGCCGAAUGCAUGAAUGAUAACAAGCCUCCUACAGUAGCUGAUUGAAUUUUACUCUGAUGUGUUUUCUCACCUCUGUCAUCACCACGGUGUCAUGGUAACCAUGCUGUGUGUAAAUGAAGCCAAGGACACGGCAGUUUCAUUACAAGAUAUGCAAACACUGAGAUUUGUUGUUGUUGUUGAUUUGUUUCCCAAAAAGACUCAUUGUAGAACUGAAUUAGCAGGCCAUUUUGUAAAGGUGUGGCUUUCCCAACUAGAGAUAAUGGAGGAGGGGAGGAGGGUUGAUAAAGGUAGAGCAGCUGUGUGGAGAGGGAGAGUGGUGUGAGAUUAGUGGACCCUGAUGGCGGUGGAGGACCGUGGGGAUUUAUUGACCAUGUUGUGUUCAGUGGGGUAGACAGGCACAGUGUGGGCAAGGCUGCGUCCUAUUAAAACACGGUGGACUCCACCUAUUCACAUCAUAAAAAUAUACUGUAUAAUAAUAAAAGCUAUUUAGCAGAUGCUUUUAUCCAAAGCGACUUAGUCAUGUGUGCGUACAUUUUACGUAUGGGUGGUCAAACCCACUAUCCUGGCAUUGCAAGCGUCAUGCUCUACGAACUGUGCUACAGAGGACAUUUACCUGGCAGGUCAGGUCAGCCAGCUAUGAAACCACACCACUCACUCACUAUGACUCAAGUCAUCUAAGGAGAACUAGAGUAGGUUGAUGUGAAUGAUUGAGAGAAUGCACUCACUAAUUGACACGCAUACACACACACACACACACACACACACACACACACAUUGGUUAGUCAGACUUUUAUGCAUCAGUGCGUACUAUACCAUCCUCCUCUUCUCUCUUGAUCUUCCUCUCUCCUCUCAUCUACUCUUUCUCUCUCUCCGUCCGUCCAUACUCCUAAUGACAGUGGCCGUGGCCGAAAUCUGUCUUGCCUAGAUGUCUUACAUACUCUGUACUAAUUGUACCACAUACAGUUUAGUUUAGUCAAAACUAAUGCAGUAAGCAACAAAUAUCAACAUACUAGGCUCAUCCAUACUGAGAAUGUGUCAUUUAAUGCGCAACUGCGUUGAUUCCAGCCAUUCGUUCGUUUUGCUGUGGCGCUUCGCCUCAUGUGAUAUAUCAGCUGUUGUCAAACACACGUGGGUCAUGAAAGGUGAUUCUCUUCCUUAAUGGUGUGCAGCGAAUUCUAGUUAGUGUGCGGUAUUUUUGCACACCCGAAAUGCCUACUAUUGAGAACGCAAAUGAGGGUAUUCGGACACGGACAGAGUGCCUCAGCGCUUUUGACUAACCAAUCCUCUCCCCUCUCCUAGACCAAAGGAGUGUAUGAGAAGGUGGGCGAGGCGACAGAGACGGCCCUCACUACUCUGGUGGAGAAGAUGAACGUGUUCAAGACCGACAUGUCAGGCCUCAGCAAGGUGGAGCGAGCCGGAGCCUGCAACGCAGUAAGCAGCUAGGGAAAACACUGGGGGUAGGGGGGAGGGGUUGUGGAUGUAAUGUAUACAGCACUUCUAUCCAUGCAUGUCGUGUGUGUAUUAGGCAUACUAUAUACUACUUGCAUAUUCAUAUACAGUGCAUUAUUUAAUUAUGUAUCUAACAUAUGGUCAUGUACACAGUGAUUAAACGACUGAACGUGGACACAAGUUCAAACAAAGUAUGUUAAUGGGAGCUGGUACCUAUUGGCUUUUAAUGCAUGGGACAAUUAUCUCCACUAAGAUCACCUCAGCCUCUAGUUUAGCACUUGAAAAUGGGUUUCUCGCAUAAAAUUGAUUAUUUAAUGAAACCAGUGAUUGCUCCAUCGGUAGUCCAAAUUGCAUUGGUAACUGGCUGGCCUGCACUAAGAGUGUUCGUAAUCCCUGAGAGAGAAUAUGUGAGAGAGAAUAUGUGAGAGAGAAUAUGUGAGAGAGAAUAUGUGAGAGAGAAUAUGUGAGAAUUCAGAUUCUCAGGUAGCACUUUAUAAUAACUCCACAUAAAAAAAGCAUUUAUAAUGGAUAAGUAAAUAGUUUAUUCAUCAUUUAUUCAUAAUCACUCCCACAUUUGUAAAUGUCGUAACCUAGUUAUUCACACAUUUAUAAAUCACUUUUAAAUUAUUGAAUAAGGAUUCAAAAAAAUGUUUAAUAUAGGUUAUUUUAAACCAUUUACUAAUCAUUAGUUAAGUCUUUUUGUGUGACAUCUGAAUUGUGGGCUAUUUACACGUUAGUUAUACUUUAGAAAUGUUUUGUGUGAACAGUGUAAUUUCUGACAAAAAGAUGGACAUUCCAUUGGUAGACAUUCCAGCAGUACCUGAUGCUCCUUAAGGUCUCAAAAUGGCCCCUAGAACAUAUCAAUGGUUAAACAAUAAACACACAAUACAGAGGAUGUUUAUGAAAAACAAGAAAAUACAUAAGCGUUUCAUGGCAGUGAAUUUCCUACAAAAACCAUAGUGUGGAUUGCAGUCACUCCUUAGAGCAGUCUAAUUAAGCAAUAGGGCACGAGGGGGUGUGGUGUAUGGCCAAUAUACAACGGCUAAGGGCUGUUCUUACGCACAACACAACGCGGAGUGCCUGGACACAGCACUUAGCCGUGGUAUAUUGGCUAUAUACCACAAACCCCUGAGGUGCCUUAUUGCUAUUAUAAACUGGUUACAAACAUAAUUAGAACAGUAAAAAUAGAUGUUUUGUCAUGCCCGUGGUAUAGGGUCUGAUAUACCAUGACUUUCAGCCAAUCAGCAUUCAGGACUCAAACCACCCAGUUUAUAAUCUCGGUUAACCCAUAACUAAAAUGGUACGUGAUUAAAUUCAGCUGCGUGAUUAAGACCAGCUUGCAAAUGUCUUCAUAGACUUAGCUAUGUAUACAAACUAGGUAUUACAUUAUGCCGAAUGCAUGAAUGAUAACAAAGAUGCACACACACACACAGACCCUCCCCCUUACGCUAAUUUCACCACACGCGCAAAGCAGUCAAAGUUUAAGCACCGCCAUCGUCGAAUCCUGGUACCUCCAAAUAAUCUGUGACAAAAAACCCAAACAUCGGAACUACUGCUGCUUGUUAUCCUAUGCAUUCCAUACCAUCCCGACAGAUUCUUCGGUUUACGCACAGAAUCUGUCUGAGGCUUUUUUUAGACUUAAGGAGCAUCAGGUACUUCUGUAAUGACUACCAAUGGCAUGUCCAUCUUUUUGUGAGAAAUUACACCGGUCACUCAAAACAUUUAUAAAGUAUAAAUAGCCCACACUUAAGAUGAGGCGACGCAAAAAGUCUUAACUAAUGAUUAGUAAAUGAUUUAUAAGGACCUACAUUAAACAUUUUAUGAUUAAUAAAUGAUGAAUCAACUUUUAACCAUUCCAUUAUAAAUGCUUUAUUAUGUGGAGGUAUUAUAAAGUGCAUCUAACUUCCCUGUGGUGAAUGCCCAAUGAUGGGCUCUCAGAGCUUCAUCUGUGUGAAUGAUGCCUUUCCUCCUCUGACUCUGAACAAGUGGUGUGUCUUCUCUUCUCUCAGUCUUUGUGAAUGACCAGUGACACUGUGACAGGAAGGCGUGAGAGCGAGAGAGUCUAACUCCCUGUGCUCUUGUCAAUGACCAGCAGUUCCAAGUUUUUCCACUGAACCCCAGAUAAAGUUCCAUUCAAAUUCCCAACGGUCCCACGACAAGGAAAAACCCUGUCACUGACACAAGUCGUCCUCGGAGGCUAGAGAUAAUAAUAUUUAGACAAGCCAGGGAGUUUAUGAAGAGGUUAGCUAAACUUUCCAGCCCUCUGUUAGGGCUUUCAACAGAAAAGAAAUAGGAUGUUGUUUCCUACUAAUGCACUAGUUGACGGUGAAGUGUGUAAGACGAUGUUUAGCUUCCUCCUCUGCCGUCACUAGACCGACUCGACACAAGUUCCUCGUCUUUUGUUUUACGAUGGGAGGAAGAGAGGGAUUUUGGCUUAAAUGGGCUCAGUGUCUCAGUGGCUUUAUGAUGGGAAGAGGGGUCUUUUGGCUCAGUUGCUCUCUGUCUGUGAGGACAUCUGUGAAGUGUCUAUGGAGGCCCCUGGCAUCAUGUCUUCACGUCAGAAAUGUCUGAGCUGAGAGGGAGGGAGGGAGGGAGGGAGGGAGGGAGGGAUUUGGGAUGAUGGUUAAUAGUGGUUAUAUCUGACUGACUACCAGCCUGAGAACACUGAGCUUCAUGCGGACUGGAACGAGGGUGACACCUAGUGGUACUUCAUAACUAGACACUAGGAAAUAGAGAGCAAGGAAAAUGGCUCCAUCAGUAUCCACAAAUGACAAUGCAAACCUAACCAACCAUUUCUGAUUAUUUACAGCUUGAUCAGUAUGAUGCAUUGAUUCAUAUUAGUUGGACAUUUAGCAGAUUUUUAAGGAUGUGAAAGCAGGGCCGUAUACCUUCUAUGUUAACCUUGCACUUCACUACAAGCUUAAGCCUUAAGGCCAAGUUGAGUUGUACCCACUAAGGGAUCUCAGGGUCCCUUGUAAAAUCAAAGUGUACCUCUGUACCACCUGUUUGGCACUAGAACUUACAUAGACAGAGGGUCCUGUCCAGCCCAGAUUGAUCCUGGCACUUCAUAUACAAAAAACUAUAUAUAUUCAGACUUGCCCAGUUGUGUCUGGUGCCUUUGGCUGACUGUCUGAGCCCAAACAGGAUGUUAGAGUACCAUCCAUCUGGUGUCAUCAACACAACCAGACCUCCCAGUCAGUCACCCAUCUGGGCCUGGAGUGCUAAUCUAGGAUCUGUCUUAUUAAUUAUGAUCUAAAAGGCUAAACUGAUCAUAGAUCAGCGGGUCUACUCUGAAAGGCUUUGUGGAUACGGGUCCUAGUCUGAUAGAGCCCCUUCCAUCACAAACACAACACAGCCUCCCAGUCUCAGUCCAGAGUAGAUAGGAUGCUGGAGUGUCUCAUCCAUCAGGUGUCAGCAUCACAGCCAAAGAGAAGCCUCCCAGUCUCAGUCCCCCACCUGGCCCAUUAGAGCCCGCUCCAUCAAAACAACAACAACACAGCCAAGGCAGAGUCAAGCCUCCCAGUCCCCCACCUGGUACUGACAGGAUGACAGCUGCCCACUAACACGCCUGUCUGGAAUAAACACUUUUUCUAUCCCUCUCUCUCUCUCUCGUGCUCUCUCUCUCUCCUGUCUCGGCUCUCUCAUCUCUCUCUCUCUCUCUCCUCUCUCCUCUCUCUCCUCGUCCUCUCUCUCUGCUCUCUCUCUCUCUAUUCUCUCCUCUCUCUCUCUCUCUCUCUCUCUCUCGCUCUCUUAUUUUCUUUCUAUUUUCUUCACUUUCUCUCUCUCUCUCUUACUCUCACACUCACACUCACACACACCAGGUGAUCAGGCAGCUGAUGAAGAAAGAGUUUACUCUGGAGUUCUCUCGCGACCGCAAGUCCAUGUCCGUGUACUGUACCCCCACUAGCAAACCAGGUUCUGGGAGCAAGAUGUUUAUCAAGGUACACACAAACACACACCCCUCAGGCAACAGAUCUCUUACAUGCUUUAAUAAUACAUUUUCAGAAUCAAUGCAUUUUCUCUGUAAGCCAGAGUGAUGGGAGCUUGGAUGUCCAAGUUGUUUUGUUGUCAUUUUUUACCUUGUGUGUCCUUUUGACCCCUGUACCUCCCUCUCCCUACAAACACACACACUCCACCCCUCCACUCCAACAGGGUGCCCCAGAGAGUGUGAUGGAGCGUUGCCAGUACCUGCGUGUUGGCACAGGGAAGGUGGCGCUGACCCUGCCCCUGAGAGAGAAGCUGACCUCCCUGAUCAGGGACUGGGGCACGGGCAGGGACACACUGAGAUGCCUGGGCAUGGCCACACGGGAUUCACCACCAAAACAGGAAGACAUGGAUCUGGAGAACGCCACUAAGUUCGCUGAGUACGAGGUACAAGAGAGAGAUGGAAAAGCUUAGUGUUUGUUGGUUUCUGUGUGCGAACCAUCUUGCUAUGUCAGAGACGGGGCAUGGAUAGAACUGGGCAGAGAGAGUUUUGUUUUGUUUUUAUAGACAUGUUCUAUGUAAGGAGAGAUCAUCCACCUUAAAUACAAUAAUAAUGAUCAUCAUCAUUUGUAUGUGGUGAGCUCCACUUACUCUGACACCCGUUAUCCUUUAUCUUGAGUUGCAUCCAGGUUGUAUUCUGAUGCCUGACUGGGUGCUGCUCAUUCAUCGAUCUGGUGCUCACAUUCUACUGUCUUCACUUUUCGACAUUCCCUCAUCCUCCUCCUCUACCUGCCUCCUCCUACCCCUCUUCUCCUCCUCUUCCUCCUCCUCUCUUCCUCUCUUCUCCGCAUCCCCUCCUCGCUCUGUCCAGACGGGCCUAACGUUCGUUGGCUGCGUGGGCAUGCUGGACCCGCCCAGGAAGGAGGUGAUUGGCGCCAUCCAGCUCUGCGCCGAGGCGGGCAUCCGUGUCAUCAUGAUCACCGGGGACAACAAGGGCACGGCUGUGGCCAUCUGCCGACGCAUCGGUAUCUUCGGCGAGGAUGAGGAUGUGAUGGGCAAGGCCUACACAGGCCGGGAGUUUGACGACCUGCCCAUAGAGUCCCAGAGAGACGCUGUGAAGCGGGCACGGUGCUUUGCCCGCGUGGAGCCAGCCCACAAGUCCAAGAUCGUGGGCUACCUGCAGUCGUUUGAUGAGAUCACUGCCAUGGUGAGUAGAGGGUUAAUGCACAGCUCCACCCCUUUGUCUCAUUCAACUGCCUGGGAGCUCAGUGCCUCAUUUCAGUAUAAUUGUGACUAGAUCUAGAUUGAUGUUGACCUUAUUUAAUUGGUGUGCAAAUAAAUCAAUGAAUACAUAGAUCAAAUGUUAGAUCUAAUUUAUUGUAUAACUCAUUAUGGGCCAAUCUAUUCUGACUUGCUUUGACAAUGAAAUAGUUCUGCAUGUCUGUAUAACACCCUAUUAAAUAAUUAAAUACUCUUGCUUUCCUCCACAGACUGGUGAUGGGGUGAACGACGCACCAGCCUUGAAGAAGGCAGAAAUUGGCAUUGCCAUGGGUUCGGGCACGGCUGUGGCAAAGUCAGCCUCUGAGAUGGUUCUGUCUGAUGAUAACUUCUCUACCAUUGUGGCGGCUGUAGAGGAGGGCAGAGCCAUCUACAACAACAUGAAACAGUUCAUACGAUACCUCAUCUCCUCAAACGUCGGCGAGGUCGUCUGGUAAGAAGAGAUGCAUGCAUGCACUGCAAACAAACACACACACAUUUUCCUAUGUCAAGUCUCCUAACCAGAGUUUUCAAGAAUGCUGACUGUUGUUGUUUUCUUUAUGUAUUUCUGAUGUGUGUUUACUCUUUCUGUCUGAAGCAUCUUCCUGACGGCCAUCUUGGGUCUGCCUGAGGCUCUGAUCCCGGUACAGUUGCUGUGGGUCAACCUGGUGACAGAUGGUCUCCCUGCGACUGCCCUGGGUUUCAACCCCCCAGACCUGGACAUCAUGGACAAGCCCCCCCGCAACCCCAAGGAGCCCCUCAUCUCUGGAUGGCUGUUCUUCAGAUAUCUGGCCAUCGGAGGUGAGACACUGUCUGGUCCACUGGACACUGGUUAAAAUACAACAAGAGUUGCUCAUUCAGACUCAUCUUUGUAUCUGUAAUGUAAUCUCGCGAGCCAUAAUCAAAGUUUCAUGCUAGCUAUUUUUUUUAUAUUUUAAUGUUUAAAAAAAAUAUAUAUUUUACCUUUAUUUAACUAGGCAAGUGAGUUAAGAAGACAUAUUUAUUUACAUUGAUGGCCUACCAAAAGGCAAAAGGCCUCCUGCGGGGACGGGGGCUGGGAUUUAAAAAAAUUAUAUAUUUAAAUAUAGGACCAAACACACAUCACAACAAGAAAGACACCACAACACUACAUAAAGAGAGACCUAAGACAACAACACAGCAAGGUAGCAACCCAACAUGAAAACAGCAUGGUUGCAACACAACAUGGCAGCAGCACAACAUGGUAGCAGCACAAAACAUGGUACAAACAUUAUUGAGCACAGACAACAGCACAAAGGGCAAGAAGGUAGAGACAACAAUACAUCACGCGAAGUAGCUACAACUGUCAGUAAGAGUGUCCAUGAUUUGAGUCUUUGAAUGAAGAAAUGGAGAUAAAACUGUCCAGUUUGAGUGUUUUUUGCAGCUCGUUCCAGUCGCUAGCUGCAGCGAACUGAAAAGAGGAGCGACCCAGGGAUGUGUGUGUUUUGGGGAUCUUUAACAGAAUGUGACUGGCAGAACGGGUGUUGUAUGUGGAGGAUGAGGGCUGCAGGAGGUGUAUCAGAUAGGGGGGAGUGAGGCCUUAGAGGGUUUUAUAAAUAAGCAUCAACCAGGGGGUCUUGCGACGGGUAUACAGAUAUGGCCAGUUUACAGAGGAGUAUAGCGUGCCGUGAUGUGUCCUAUAAGGAGCAUUUGUGGCAAAUCUGAUGGCCGAAUGGUAAAGUACAUCUAGUUAGAGACUAUCCUUAAUGUGACUUUCAUCCCUAACAUUGGGGGUUAAAACGUGAUCGACCUGGCUCUCACUGUUGCUUGGUCUAUGACUGUCUUUCUGUCUGUGUGUGUUCCUGCAGGGUAUGUUGGUCUGGGCACGGUGGGUGCUGCCACCUGGUGGUACCUGUUUGAUGAUGAAGGCCCUAAUGUGACCUUCUACCAGCUGGUGAGUGGAGACAAACACCAUUACAUUAGGGUCUGCUUGAACAUGUCCUGCUAGUUAAAAACAAUUUUUGCAAAACAUUUUGCUACACUGUGUCCUAAUGAAUAGGACCUAGGUCAACCCUUUUCAAUCACCUCAUGUUUAUUUGUGUUUUCAAUAGCAUCCAUCCCCAGGGGAUGGUGCUUUAUCACUUAGCACAGUUAUGGUCUAUAUUUGGCUGUUGUUACGGUUACCCCCGGUUACCCCAUCAGCUAUUUGCCAUGACGACGAUGUCUGGGAUCAUACAAAGAGACAGAAAUAGAAUUCAGAGAAAGUAGAGAGUUCAUUGGCGGAGAAUAAGACACGUGGUCUGAGGGAAAGAAAUAGAAAUGUUAGAGAAAGAGGUGGAACAGAGGAGGGAGGGAAGAGUGAACUGAGUCCAAGGGUCCCCUGAAGGAAAAAUGUCAGAGAAGGAAAGGGGGAACAGAGGAAGAGCUGAGUCGAGGGUUUCCUGCAGCUGCUGCGGUGUCAGAUCUAAGCAGGUCGCAAGGUUAGGUCACUUCCUGUGGACACGCACGCACACACAGUGCUUCGAGUGUUCUGGUCGUUGACUUGCAUGAAGUCAGUCUUUUUCAUCUCAGGACGUGUAAGAAACUUUGGAAUAAUACUCCAAUGUGCAAUGAAUGUAUCUUUCUCUUGUCUAUGUGUUGUGAAGCCUACCUCACCUCUCUCCUCUCCCUCUCCGCAGAGACACUUAAAUGAGUGCAUGCAGGUCAACCCCAUGUUGUCUAUAUGCUGUGAAGCCUGUUUACCUCACUGCUGUCCUCUCCUCUUCUCAGAGACACUUUAUGCAGUGCUCGGAGGACAACCCCAUGUUCCAGGGCAUCGACUGUGAGGUGUUUGAGUCGCGCUACCCCACCACCAUGGCCCUCUCUGUGCUGGUCACCAUAGAGAUGUUCAACUCCCUCAACAGGUCAGUCAGCAGCAUCUUGUACUUAGAGGGCAACAUAUCUAUAUGAUUAUACAUACAUAUAUGUUGGUCCAUAUCUGUUGGUCCUCUGUAGCACAGUUGAUAGAGCAUGGCACUUGCAACGCCAGGAUAGGUGGUUCGAUUCCCAGGACCACCCGUACAUAAAAUGUAUGCACACAUGACUGUAAGUCGCUUUGGAUAAAAGCAUCUGCUAAAUGGCAUAUAUAUAUUAUCUACUGUAUAUUAUAAUACGCUAAGCAUUCUAAGCUGCAGGAGGGACUACUCCUACAAUUUGGGGCAGAUUUUCUUCAUUUCAGGCUCAAAAGAAGUGCAUCCGUCCUCUUACAUAUAUUCCGCGGUGUUUUGUGUUUUCCCAGUUUUUGUGUUUGGAAUGACAUGGUUACUAUUGCAUCAUGUCAAUUCCAUUGUGAAGUAAUUUCGCUCCCAAGGUAAAGCCUAUCAAAGCGUAAGUCCAGCCGCUCAGUGGGUAUAGCAAUAAUCAUGCCCAGACGCAGACGAUCCACUUCUCUAGACCUAUUACCCAUAAUGCUCAUUGCCUGGACAUUCCAAAUUACCAUGGCAAUUAUGCAUCACAAUGGUAAUAUUAAUUUUGGAAAAUGCAGCAAUCCACGGUACAGUAGGCUAUCAACUGCACUGCUGCUUUUAUACAGUGCUUAAAUUCUUCAACAGCAUCUCAUGAUGAUCCACUGCCCUGUUUUUCCCAAAUCUUAAACUAACCCUCAAAUCCUUUUGAAAUAAUGCUGUCAUAUAAAGCAAGGUGUAUAUGAGUCAAAUAAGCACUAGGCAUAAAACAUAGGCAAUAAACAUGAGCUGGUAUACACACUGGAGAGGUGGAAAUUACACUUCCACGCUUGGAUGUGGUCGCAUCUAUGCGAGUUACAAAUUCUAGCAGGUCACUUCACUCAAAACAUUCUAUUUUUGGGGCAGAUAAAACCAUGAUUUGGUCAAACUGUGGCAUCCUGAUCCUGCAUGAAAGUGUUUUCCCUGCCCCUGUUUCUCCCUGUGUUUUCCCUGCCCCUGUUUCUCCCUGUGUUUGCCUUGCCCCUGUUUCUCCCUGUGUUUGCCUUACCCCUGUUUCUCCCUGUGUUUGCCUUACCCCUGUUUCUCCCUGUGUUUGCCUUACCCCUGUUUCUCCCUGUGUUUGCCUUACCCCUGUUUCUCCCUGUGUUUGCCUUACCCCUGUUUCUCCCUGUGUUUGCCUUACCCCUGUUUCUCCCUGUGUUUGCCUUACCCCUGUUUCUCCCUGUGUUUGCCUUACCCCUGUUUCUCCCUGUGUUUGCCUUACCCCUGUUUCUCCCUGUUUGCCUUACCCCUGUUUCUCUCUUUGCGCUCUGAGUAGCCUAGAUGGAGAGAAGGGGAGGAAGAGAGAAAUGCACAACAUUUCAAAAUGCAGUGGCACAAAACAAACAGUAGGCUAGUGUUGUGGUUUUGGUUUCGAGUUUUCCCUUCCACAGUGAUUAGCCCCAAGUGAAUUAGCCUAUUUGUACACAAAACGAUGUAAGCAAAUUAAUCUCUAUUGAACAAAAUACAUCUGUAUUUCUGGAGCCCUAUAUAUAUAUAUAUAUAUAUAUACACACACACAGUGGGGAGAACAAGUAUUUGAUACACUGCCGAUUUUGCAAGUUUUCCUACUUACAAAACAUGUAGACGUCUGUAAUUUUUAUCAUAGGUACACUUCAACUGUGAGGGACGGAAUCUAAAACAAAAAUCCAGAAAAUCACAUUGUAUGAUUUUUAAGUCAUUAAUUUGCAUUUUAUUGCAUGACAUAAGUAUUUGAUACAUCAGAAAAGCAGAACUUAAUAUUUGGUACAGAAACCUUUGUUUGCAAUUACAGAGAUCAUACGUUUCCUGUAGGUCUUGACCAGGUUUGCACACACUGCAGCAGGGAUUUUGGCCCACUCCUCCAUACAGACCUUUUCCAGAUCCUUCAGGUUUCGGGGCUGUCGCUGGGCAAUACGGACUUUCAGCUCCCUCCAAAGAUUUUCUAUUGGGUUCAGGUCUGGAGACUGGCUAGGCCACUCCAGGACCUUGAGAUGCUUCUUACGGAGCCACUCCUUAGUUGCCCUGGCUGUGUGUUUUGGGUGUCAUGCUGGAAGAACCCGGCCACAACACAUCCUCAAUGCUCUUACUGAGGGAAGGAGGUUGUUGGCCAAGAUCUCGCGAUACAUGGCCCCAUCCAUCCUCCCCUCAAUACGGUGCAGUCGUCCUGUCCCCUUUGAAGAAAAGCAUCCCCAAAGAAUGAUGUUUCCACCUCCAUGCUUCACGGUUGGGAUGGUGUUCUUGGGGUUGUACUCAUCCUUCUUCUUCCUCCAAACACGGCGAGUGGAGUUUAGACCAAAAAGCUCUAUUUUUGUCUCAUCAGACCACAUGCCCUUCUCCCAUUCCUCCUCUGGAUAAUCCAGAUGGUCAUUGGCAAACUUCAGACGGGCCUGGACAGCAGGGGGACCUUGCGUGCGCUGUAGGAUUUUAAUCCAUGACGGCAUAGUGUGUUACUAAUGGUUUUCUUCGAGACUGUGGUCCCAGCUCUCUUCAGGUCAUUGACCAGGUCCUGCCGUGUAGUUCUGGGCUGAUCCCUCACCUUCAUCAUGAUCAUUGAUGCCCCACGAGGUGAGAUCUUGCAUGAUUGACAGUCAUCUUGAACUCCUUCCAUUUUCUAAUAAUUGCGCCAACAGUUGUUGCCUUCUCACCAAGCUGCUUGCCUAUUGUCCUGUAGUCCAUCCCAGCCUUGUGUAGGUCUACAAUUCUAUCCCUGAUGUCCUUACACAGCUCUCUGGUCUUGGCCAUUGUGGAGAGGUUGGAGUCUGUUUGAUUGAGUGUAUGGACAGGUGUCUUUUAUACAGGUAACGAGUUCAAACAGGUGCAGUUAAUACAGGUAAUGAGUGGAGAACAGGAGGGCUUCUUAAAGAAAAACUAACAGGUCUGUGAGAGCCGGAAUUCUUACUGGUUGGUAGGUGAUCAAAUACUUAUGUCAUGCAAUAAAAUGCAAAUUCAUUACUUAAAAAUCAUACAAUGUGAUUUUCUGGAUUUUUGUUUUUUACAGACCUCUACAUGCUUUGUAAGUAGGAAAACCUGCAAAAUCGGCAGUGUAUCAAAUACUUGUUCUCCCCACUGUGUGUGUAUAUAUAUAUAUAUACUACCGUUCAAAAGUUUGUGGGCACUUAGAAAUGUCCUUGUUUUCGAAAGAAAAUCAUUUUUUUUGUCCAUUAAAAUAACAUCAAAUUGAUCAGAAAUACAGUGUAGACAUUAAUGUUGUAAAUGGCUAUUGUAACUGGAAACGGCUGACUUUUAAUGGAAUAUCUACAUAGGCGUACAGAGGCCCAUUAUCAGCAACCAUCAGUCCUGUGUUCCAAUGGCAUGUUGUGUUUGCUAAUCCAAGUUUAUUAAUCAUUAGAAAAACCUUUUGCAAUUAUGUUAGCACAGCUGAAAACUGUUGUGCUGAUUAAAGAAGCAAUACAACUGGCCUUCUUCAGACUAGUUGAGUAUCUGGACCAUCAGCAAUUGUGGGUUCGAUUACAGGUUCAAAAUGGCCAGAAACAAAUAACUUUCUUCUGAAACUCAUCAGUCUAUUCUUGUUCUGAGAAAUGAAGGCUAUUCCAUGCGAGAAAUUGCCAAGAAACUGAAGAUCUCGUACAACGCUGUGUACUACUCCCUUCACAGAACAGCGCAAACUGGCUCUAACCAGAAUAUAAAGAGGAGUGGGAGGCCCCGAUGCACAACUGAGCAAGAGAACAAAUAUAUUAGUGUCUAGUUUGAGAAACAGGCGCCUCACAGGUCCUCAACUGGCAGCUUCAUUAAAUAGUACCCGCAAAACACCAGUCUCAACAUCAACAGUGAAGAGGCGACUCCGGGAUGCUGACCUUCUAGGCACAGUUGCAAAGAAAAAGCCAUAUCUCAGACUCCCCAUCUUAAUCUUCUCUUUUUAUUGGCCAGUCUGAGAUAUGGCUUUUUCUUUGCAACUAGGCGUACACACACACACACACACACACACUAUAUCGAACCCACAAUUGCUGAUGCUCCAGAUACUCAACUAGUCUCAAGAAGGCCAGUUUUAUUGCUUCUUUAAUCAGCACAACAGUUUUCAGCUGUGCUAACAUAAUAGCAAAAGGGUUUUCUAAUGAUCAAUUAGCCUUUUUUAAAUGAUAAACUUGGAUUAGCAAACACAACGUGCCAUUGGAACACAGGACUGAUGGUUGCUGAUAAUGGGCCUCUGUACGCCUAUGUAGAUAUUCCAUUAAAAAUCAGCUGUUUCCAGCUAUAAUAGCCAUUUACAACAUUAACAAUGUCUACACUGUAUUUCAGAUCAAUUUGAUGUUAUUUUAAUGAACCAAAAAAUUGCUUUUCUUUCGAAAACAAGGCAAUUUCUAAGUGACCACAAACUUUGUGCGGUCAAAAGUUUUAGAACACCUACUCAUUCAAGGGUUUUUCUUGAUUUUCUUACUAUUUUCUACAUUGUAGAAUAAUAGUGAAGACAUCAAAACUAUUAAAUAACACAUAUGGAAUAAUAUUAACCAAAAAAAUGUUAAACAAAUGAAAAUAUAUUUGAUAUUCUUCAAAUAGCCACACUUUGCCCUGACAGCUUUGCUCACUCUUGGCAUUCUCUCAACCAGCUUCACCAGGAAUGCUUUUCCAACAGUCUUGAAGGAGUUCCCACAUAUGCUGAGCACUUGUUGGCUGCUUUUCCUUCACUCUGCUGUCCGACUCAUCCCAAACCAUCUCAAUUUGGUUGAGGUCGGUGGAUUGUGGAGGCCAGGUCAUCUGAUGCAGCACUCCAUCACUCUACUUCUUGGUAAAAUAGCCCUUACACAGCCUGGAGGUGUGUUGGGUCAUUGUCCUGUUGAAAAACAAAUGAUAGUCCCGCUAAGCACAAACCAGAUGGGAUGGCCUAUCGCUGCAGAAUGCUGUGGUAGCCAUGCUGGUUAAGUGUGCCUUGAAUUCUAAAUAAAUCACAGACAGUGUCAUCAGCAAAGCACCCCCACACCAUAACACCUCCUCCUCCAUGCUUUACGGUGGGAACUACACAUGCGGAGAUCAUCCGUUCACCCACACCGCAUCUCACAAAGACACGGCGGUUGGAACCAAACAUUUCCAAUUUGGACUCCAGACCAAAGGACACAUUUCCACUGGUGUAAUGUCCAUUGCUCGGGUGUCUUGGCCCAAGCAUGUCUCUUCUUCUUAUUGGUGUCCUUUAGUAGUGAUAUCUUUGCAGCAAUUCGACCAUGAAGGCCUGAUUUCACACAGUCUCCUCUGAACAGUUGAUGUUGAGAUGUGUCUGUUACUUGAACUCUGUGAAGCAUUUAUUUGGGCUGCAAUUUCUGAGGCUGGUAACUCUAAUGAACUUAUCCUCUGCAGCAGAGGUAACUCUGGGUCUUCCAUUCCUGUGGCGGUCCUCAUGAGAGCCAGUUUCAUCAUAGCGCUUGAUGGUUUUUGUGACUGCACUUGAAGAAACUUUCAAAGUUCUUGAAAUGUUCCGUAUUGACUGACCUUCAUGUCUUAAAGUAAUGAUGGCCUGUAGUUUCUCUUUUGCUUAUUUGAGCUGUUCUUGCCAUAAUAUGGACCUGGUCUUUUACCAAAUAGGGCUAUCUUCUGUAUACACAUUAAGAAGGAAAGAAAUUCCACAAAUGAACUUUUAAGAAGGCACACCUGUUAAUUGAAAUGCAUUCCAGGUGACUACCUCAUGUAUGUAUAUGUAUUAUGGAAGAGUCAUGUGAACAGUACAGAAUAACUAUUUAUUUAUAAGGCAGUCAGUCCAUUCAUGUUUUGGCCUUCUAGUAUGUCACCCUGAUUCUGAGAGUUGUAUUAGUUUUAUUAGGCUAGUCAUUAGAGUAUAGACUACUGUAAACCAGGACCUGUACCCACAAAACUUCUCAGAAUAGGAGUGCUGAUCUAGGAUCAGGUCCCAAUCUUUCACCUUUUAGAUCAUAAUGAAUAAGGUAAUAUGGACAGGUGGGGACCUGAUCCUAGAUCAGCACACCUACACUGAGACGCUUUGUGGAUACGGGCCCAGACCUUAUACAUCUGCAAUGUAAUAAUUGUCCUGUAGACCAUGUUUUGCUGCCCUUGCUAACCCGUUCUGGGUCCAGUAGUUGUCUUGGCUAUGAAUACAGUAAUUACAGUGUUGGUGUGUUUUGCCUCUCCUCCUCCUGCCCCUAGUCUGUCUGAGAACCAGUCCCUGAUCAGGAUGCCUCCCUGGGUGAACUUCUGGCUGCUGGGAGCCAUAGUCCUCUCCCUGUCCCUCCACUUCCUCAUCCUCUACGUCGAGCCCCUGCCUGUGAGUACAGCAUAUACAUAGGUUCUGUCCGUCAGCAAUAGUAUGCUUUCUAGUGUAUCCCUCUAUCUGACCUGGUCCACCCCUCUUUUCUCUGCCGUCCAGCUGAUCUUCCAGGUGACCCCUCUAUCCUGGUGCCAGUGGAUCGUGGUCCUGAAGAUCUCCAUCCCUGUCAUCCUAUUGGAUGAGGCCCUCAAGUACAUCUCCCGCAAUCACUUAGAC